Molecule: messenger RNA, 2378 nt
Organism: Manis pentadactyla (Chinese pangolin)
Lineage: Eukaryota; Metazoa; Chordata; Mammalia; Pholidota; Manidae
Product: C-X-C motif chemokine 15-like
Exons: 3
Coding region: 215-499 (94 amino acids)
Biological process (GO): antimicrobial humoral immune response mediated by antimicrobial peptide; neutrophil chemotaxis; inflammatory response
Cellular component (GO): extracellular region
Molecular function (GO): chemokine activity; CXCR chemokine receptor binding
Source: RefSeq, a predicted model, not a curated record
CUACCCCAAACUCCCCAAUUAAAAUAAAGCUUGAAAAACAAACCCAGCUUCCUUAUUGGCUUCUGGCAAACAUGCCCCUUGAUAAGCCGCUCUUCUCAUUCUUCCAAGGAAAGAAAGCAAGAACCACCAAGAAUUCUCGGGAUUACAGAGCGCUCAUAAAAGGGGCUGACAGUGCUGAUUAGACCAUUAAGGCAAGGAUCAAGAUCGAGCAGACAUGCCUGCUGGGAGCCCUCGCACAUUCCUCCUGCUGGUGGUCUUUGUCCUGGACAUCUUUGCUGAUCCCUGUGAGGGCCAAGAGCUGCGAUGUCAGUGUAUCCAGACAUAUUCUGAGUUUAUUUCUCCCAAAUUCAUUACAAAUGUCCAGUUAAUACCUGAAGGUGCUUACUGCAGCAGAAAAGAAGUCAUUGUCACAUUGAAAGAUGGGAAAAUAGUUUGUUUGGAUCCUGAGGCUGACUGGGUGAUGACUAUUAUCAAAAAGCUUAUCAGCAGGUAUAAUUAAUGCUAAGGAUUCUCAUAUUCAUAUUAUUUCUCUCACUGUAAUUAAAUACAUAUUUGGAAACAUAUACAGACUCUCCCAGUAGAUUAGAUAAAACUACAACAAGACUGUAACAAGUCUAUACCAAAGAAUCCAAAAACGUGGUCCUGGUCCCCAAACCAGCACAAUUACUAUCAUCUGGCUACUUGUCAGAAAUCCAAACCACUGAUGCACACCUUCUAUUUAACAUGAUAUCCAAGUUGGCCUAUAUAAUACUUAUCUCCACAGAAUAUAAAAGUGAUAUAAAUUGCUAGAAAUUGUCUUAUACAGACCAGCUAGAUCUGUAUAGCAAUAGAUCAUUUGAUGAAAUAAAUUUUAAGGAAAGAAAUAUCCCCUUUGAAAAACAAAAAUUAUUUCUGGCACAACAUUUGUAGAAACUAAACUCCAAAUAUAAUUUUCAAAUUGGUGGGUGGAGAAGAUGCGAUUAAGGACAGGCAGGUAAUGGGAGUACACUUGAAUUAAUGUCUGAAAAAAAUCAUACUAGAAUUUUUUUCAGGGAGAGAUCUUUCAAACAUAGUGGGUAAGAAGAGAGAGGUGAAUACUCAUAGUGGAAAAAUUAAGUUUUGUGCCUUUUUAAAUUAAAAAUAAAAAGGAAAACAAAUUAAGGGUUUGUGAAAGUUAUGAUUCAGCAAGAUCACCUUGGCUGUUGAAUGGUGUAAUGUGGUAGGAAGAGCUUGGGGUUUUGAAUCCUAUAGCUAUGGUUUAGUGUUCCAGAUCCACAGCUAUAAAUUACAUAAUUUGCAUAAUUCACUUAACAUUGGGGAUUUACUUGCUUUCAUUUGUUCUUAACUUUGCUCUUUCAUGGGAGAAGUAGAGAUAAUAUAUGUAAGGUGUUUAAUCAGGACUACUAUUAAUUUUCAACUUACCAAACACAUGGGCUUUUUCCUUUAUUUUUUAGGUAUUUUUUUCUUAUGAGGGACCACAAAAGGGUAAUCCUGUGCAUCUAUAUAAUAACAUGUCCCUCUGCUUCUAUUUUAGUGAUCUUAACUGAUGGCCACACAAAGAACAUCACAUCAUAUGGGUAUCAAGAGCCCUUGGUAUCAUUGUGAGCUUGGACAUCCUCCAGAGUUUUUUCCCACAAGUUUUUCUUCAAUUUAUGCUAAUUUAGGACUAGAAUGAACUGCUUUCUAUACUCUCUCUGGGAACCUCAGCAUUGUUUUCAAACACGUGACUGGCUACUUGGGAAGGGAGUAAUGGCAGGAGAGGUGAUGAAAUUUCCAUUGUGCAGGAAGGAUAAUCUCCCAAACUCAUACAGCAGGUGAAAGGUUUCCCUGGUAGGCUCAAUAUAUCUUAAAAGAUUCUAUCUCUUCCAUGCUGUCUCCUACCACCCUUUCAUCCACUUAACUUCCCAGUGGACUCUGGCAUUUGAUCAUUGUUUUGCUCUCUACCUCAUUCUUAUAUAUCAUCCUUAAUGGCAUCACUAUGUUUCUUUAUUAAGUUAUCAACAUCUAUUAACUUAUUGAGCCUCUUGAUUGCUCAAUCUUUUGAGUUCCAAAGGCUUUAACCUCCUCUCCAUUUCAGUCACUCACAACCUUGGAUCUCAGCAUAAAGUAAGGUUGUUUACCUACAGUCUUCAAAACUGAAAUACUUCUUCUAGGGGAAUGUGGAUAAAAUGAGAGUUCCUGUGGCCAGAAUUCUCACCUGGCCCUGGUUGACUAGCUCACUGCACACCUUUGGGCAAUACAUGGCUGUUGAUUCUGUAUAAAGAGCUCCGCCCAGUGCUCUGCACGUGACAUGGUGGCAGGGCUGCAAGGCUGCAGGAGAGCGGAGCAGAGGCUGGAGUGGUGGCAGCGCCAAGGACAGAGGCCCAGAGGCAGAGAUGGGCUUGCUGUGUGCAGACUCA